Messenger RNA from Dissoconium aciculare CBS 342.82, 1842 nucleotides. RefSeq lists its product as uncharacterized. Lineage: Eukaryota; Fungi; Ascomycota; Dothideomycetes; Mycosphaerellales; Dissoconiaceae. The record is from RefSeq and is a predicted model, not a curated record. The transcript has 2 exons. Bases 173 to 1732 code for a protein of 519 amino acids.
UUUCAAGUAGAAACUAUUCCCCGCUCACAGAGUUGAAAUCCUCUGAUUGAACUAUCAACACGCUCACCAGAACAGCCAUAGAAGCUUCAGGCUGAUCGAUCCGGCUCACUCGAAGUUGCUAGCGCCGGAGAGCAGGGCGAUUCAAUCUGAACUCCGGUGUAGAGGCGUCUCGAUGACAAGAUUGGUACAACUCUGCCUUAGACAAGCGCAGGAUGGCUCACUGCAAACAUAUGCCAAACCAAAACCACCCCAACCUGUACCAUGCCCUGACCCUGAUGCUGCACCACCUUCUUCACCUUCCACGGUAAAAGAUGCCAUACCACUUGGGCAGAGCUACAUCAUGAAACUUCCUGAAGAACUUCUUCGAAUGUGCUUCCAACUUGCCACCCAAGCCGAAAUCGACGACGAGCGCGAGAACCCUUGUCCGCGGUGUAAACUUUACCUCAAGACACAGAUGCCGCGCAAGCUCAACCGUGUAUGCAGGCGAUUCGCCCCCAUAGCUCGCCCCAUCCUCUACAGCGACAUCAAAUUUUCUGAGAGGCACUCAUGGCCAUGUCAGCAUAAAAACAUUCGACACGUGGAGCUGUUUUGGUGGACUGUCUCUGCAAGGCCAGACAUGGUUGGACUACUGCGUCGUCUCCGUAUAGGCGGGGACGUUUUUGCUCGGAUGAUCGAAUUCGGACCUGAAGUUCUAUCCCGGUUUGGGACUCUCAGAGAUCUAACAGUCGACAAGUGGGGCGGCCAUCGGCAUGAUAUGCCCGAAGAAUGGGACUUACUCGUCGGGGCGCUCCCUUGGCUAUCGGGCUUGACCGCCUUGUCCCUUCGCGAUUUGGAUGAUGAACACGCAAGAUUCUCCCGCGUGGUCCCGCUGCUGGCGCAACUCCCUCAUCUGUCGAAGCUUGCUCUGUCGGGAAUGGCGUGUUCUCAGCCUCCCCGCCAGGAGCUGAGCAACUGGCCAAUCUUGGACCACGCAGAGACUAUCCAGCAAAGACUCGAUGAUGAAAUCGCCACACUUCCUCCGACGGGCCGUGAGUUCACUCUAGAUAUUCGAGAGCUCCAUUUAGAGCGAUGCUCCUUGAUGAGCCCGACUUCAUUCAAAACCUUCCUUCACUGGCCACGCCGGCUGCAACGAUUUACUAUGGACUCCCUUGUGUGCGGCGGUUACGAUCUUGAUUCUCUCGUCGAGAUGGGGAUGAUCUCCUACAAGUGGACAUGGACUCUGCUCCACGACGCGCUCCUUCUACAUGCAGAGCAUCUGAAGGAACUCCGCGUGGGACAGAUGGGCCCACAGGUCGGCCUCGAUGCCUUCAGCCUGCAGGAAUUUCCGUCCCUCCAGAUCUUCCAAACGUACUGGUCCCAUCGCACGCUCACGCUCUCUAGAGCAGCGGAGCUUUGGCUCACACCGGCUCUCACAACAUUGGUGUUUGACUGUGGAUGGGAGGACAGCCAAUGUGGAAAAUGCCAUUCUUUCAGUCCAGAGGAUUCCAAGUGGCUGGUUGAAUUGGCAGAGACUGUGAAACAGCGUCGGAGCGCUGGUCAGCUCAUCGCCCUGGAAAGGAUUCAGCUCUUGUAUGAAAAGGAUACGGACAAUUAUGGAUCGGACUUGGACGAGAUGGAGCCGAGAAAACCGGGGAACGCAUUUACACGUAUGCUCGAAGCCAAAGAGAAGCUGGACAGGCUUGGUGUUCGACUUGUGCUGCCCGAGAUUUUAUACCUCUCCCCUAUGUCGUGACGAUCCCAUACUACCAACCGUCAUCAAAGAGAGGGUGAAAUGAUCAUAUGGAGAUAAGAAACGCGUUCGGAAACGGCACUCACAGGCUAGUCGCCCAUCUAUGAAAGUGG